This is a messenger RNA of Arachis stenosperma, 708 nucleotides long. RefSeq lists its product as uncharacterized. Bases 200 to 634 code for a protein of 144 amino acids. The record is from RefSeq and is a predicted model, not a curated record. The transcript has 2 exons. NCBI's taxonomy places the organism in Eukaryota, Viridiplantae, Streptophyta, Magnoliopsida, Fabales, Fabaceae.
GCUAUUCAGUAUAUGAAGUUGGAGAACAAGUUUUCAGCUCAAUAUUCAACAAGUUUGUGGUUACUUAUGACUCAGUAGCAGACGAGGUAAACUGUCAAUGCUUAUUAUUCGAGUCAAGAGGGAUAUUGUGCCGUCACGCACUAAGCGUGUUAAGCUUUGAACGAGUAAGCCAAAUGUCACCUAGAUAUAUACUGGAACGAUGGAGCAAGAAGGUAAAGAGGCGACACACAUACAUCAAAGCAGCCACGACGAGCCACUGUUGGAGCCAAGAAGCAAGAGGUUUGACAAAUUAGUUUUUCGUUCGCAAAAUAUUUGCGAAUUUGCAUCAGAAUCGGAUGAGCUGACUGCAAUUCUGUACCGUGCGUACGAUAAGGUCAUGGUUGAGAUGGAAGAAUUGAAAGCCAAAAGUAAGGGUACAUCUUCUUUAUCUCCCAAAGACGCCAACUUGGAAUCCGUUAACGAGCUUCAAAGCCCUCCAAAGAUUCGAACAAGAGGAUGUCCAAAAAAUAGACUAGGUUCAAAGUUGGACAAACAGAUUGCAAAUGCCUCAAAGAAGAAGAAAAUGAAAGCUUUAAACGAGUUAAACCUCUUUGAUGCUGCAUCAGUGGUACAUUCAAAUUCCAGCCAAUAUUAAGGACGUGUUAUGAAUUAUCAGUUCAGGUUACCUACAGCAGCGGAUAACUCUUUGGGUGUAUAGUUACAGAAUAU